This is a messenger RNA of Morus notabilis, 1827 nucleotides long. RefSeq lists its product as uncharacterized. Lineage: Eukaryota; Viridiplantae; Streptophyta; Magnoliopsida; Rosales; Moraceae. The coding region runs from base 180 to 1520 and encodes 446 amino acids. The transcript is spliced from 10 exons. Gene Ontology annotation, molecular function: protein binding. The record is from RefSeq and is a predicted model, not a curated record.
UCAGAUAAUGAAUCCUCUAAUAAACAUCCUCCCGAUCCAAACCACAUAAAUACUUGCUCGUCUCUCCCAACUUGUUUUCUUCUUCAGAAAGUUUCCAUUUCCCAAUUCCUUAGCUUCCUUCAAUUACGAUUCGAGGCUUGAAAAUCUGCAAAAAAAGGUCUGGAUUUGUUAGGAAGAGUAUGGCUCAUUAUCAGGGGGAAGAUGCCGAUUAUGCUGUGGAUGAGUAUGAUAUGGAGGAUGUAGAUGAUGACAUGGAUGAUGAGUUUCGUGAUAGAGAUAUUGGCAGCUCAGAUUCUGAUAUUGAUGAAUUUGAAUUUUCGAAUAGUAAAAUAGCCGAUACUACUGCCGUGCAAGCUAGAGGAGGAAAAGACAUACAGGGCAUUCCUUGGGAGAGGCUUAGCAUUACAAGAGAGAAAUAUCGGCAGACUAGGUUAGAACAGUAUAAGAACUAUGAAAACAUCCCUCAUUCUGGAGAGGGGUCGGGAAAGGAUUGCAAAAUUACUGAGAAAGGCUCUACAUACUAUGAGUUCAGAAGAAAUGCAAGAUCAGUGAAGUCGACCAUUCUCCAUUUCCAGUUGAGGAACUUGGUCUGGGCUACUUCAAAACAUGAUGUGUACCUUAUGUCACAUUCUUCUGUCAUUCAUUGGUCGUCAUUAGCUUUAGCCAAGUCUGAAGUUCUCAAUGUUUCAGGGCACGUGGCACCUUCGGAGAAACAUCCUGGAAGCUUGUUGGAAGGAUUUUCACAAACUCAAGUUAGUACUCUUGCUGUUAAAGAUAAGCUACUAGUUGCUGGAGGGUUUCAAGGGGAACUUAUUUGCAAGCAUCUUGAUCGGCCUGGAGUCAGCUAUUGCUCGAAGACAACUUACGAUGAUAAUGCCAUAACAAAUGCUGUUGAGAUUUAUGCGAGUCGCAGUGGUGCUGUUCACUUCACAUCGUCUAAUAAUGACUGUGGAGUCAGAGAUUUUGAUAUGGAGAAAUUUCAGCUUUCUAAUCACUUCCGCUUUCCUUGGCCAGUAAAUCAUACUUCUCUGAGUCCGAACGGUAAACUUCUGGUGAUUGUUGGAGACAAUCCAGAUGGUAUGGUGGUGGACUCCCAAACUGGAAAGACAGUGAUGCCCUUGUGUGGACACUUGGAUUUCUCAUUCGCGUCCUCAUGGCACCCUGAUGGUGUCACUUUUGCCACCGGAAACCAGGACAAGACCUGCCAAAUUUGGGACGUCCGAAAUCUUUCCAGGUCAGUUGCCGUCCUAAAGGGCAACUUUGGAGCUAUUCGCUCACUUCGCUAUACCUCCGACGGUUGUUACUUGGCAAUGGCAGAGCCUGCGGAUUUCGUGCACGUCUACGACGUGAAGAGCGGGUACGAGAAGGAACAGGAAAUCGACUUCUUCGGCGAGAUAUCUGGCAUAUCGUUCAGUCCAGACACCGAGUCGCUUUUCAUUGGGGUGUGGGACCGCACUUACGGUAGUCUUCUCGAGUAUGGUAGACACAGGAACUACACAUAUCUAGACUCUCUUAUUUGAGUGUAAAAAACUUUUAGAUCUCUAGUGAUGUUAUGCAAUUGUAACUCGGGUUUUUCUUUUGUUUCCAUUUGUGGGGGUUCUUUCUUUCUUUCUUUCUUGGCUCGAGUGUUCGAAAAGGGUAGUAAUGUACAGAAAGCUAGUAAGGCAUUGAUAGUUCCAGAAAAAAAAGAAGUUUAGGGGACAAAGGAUGUCUAUUGUGGCUGUUUUAGUAUGUGAAGUUUUAUUAGUCCAUUGAAUUAGUGGGAACUUGUCAAAUGAAGUUUGGUCGAUUUCUUUGACCUAAAUUGACUGAAUUACAAUUGCUUCU